Molecule: messenger RNA, 2420 nt
Organism: Radiomyces spectabilis
Lineage: Eukaryota; Fungi; Mucoromycota; Mucoromycetes; Mucorales; Radiomycetaceae
Exons: 15
Coding region: 38-2341 (767 amino acids)
Biological process (GO): phosphatidic acid biosynthetic process; cell motility; intracellular signal transduction
Molecular function (GO): D-type glycerophospholipase activity
Source: RefSeq, a predicted model, not a curated record
AUCAUUUAUUUCUUUUUUGCUUCUUUCGCUACGACCGAUGACGUUUGUGCAUUCUAUAGCUCACAAAGUAAAAUCCAAGGUCAAGGAAGGGGUAUAUGAAUUGACCCACCGCAAUGAUCAAGAGGAACAAGAACGAGAAAAAGCCUAUUUGGCUGCAAGUCAUCGCUUCGGCUCCUUUGCACCGGUUCGCGACAAUGCCCAAGUAAAAUACUAUAUUGAUGGUCAUGAUUAUUGCUGGGCAGUCUCGCAAGCGAUUGAAGAAGCGGAAGAAUGUGUUUUUAUUGAAGACUGGUGGCUCUCUCCGGAAUUGUAUCUUCGACGACCACCAGCGAAAUACCCUGAAUACCGCAUUGAUCAGUUAUUGAAACGUAAAGCCGAGCAAGGUGUAAUGAUCUUUGUUGUUGUCUACAAGGAAGUUGAACUAGCGAUGCCACUGGAUAGUAUGCAUACGAAGCGGGCCUUGCAAGCUUUACAUUCGAAUAUUAUCGUCCAAAGGCACCCGGAUCACGCGAUUGGUGGCACCUUUUUCUGGUCUCAUCAUGAAAAAUUUGUAGUGAUUGAUAACAAGAUAGCGUUUCUGGGCGGCAUCGAUUUAUGCUUUGGACGGUGGGACACACACACUCAUCGUUUGGCCGAUUUCCAUACAGCCGAUCCGGGAAUGGAAAUGUUCCCAGGUCAAGAUUAUAAUGAUGCCCGUGUCCGUGAUUUCAAAGACGUCAAGGAUUGGGAUAUGCGACUCAUUGACAAGACCGUUGUCCCCCGAAUGCCGUGGCAUGAUAUGUCAAUGUGCAUGCUGGGAGGUCCAGUGCUCGAUGUAGCCCGUCAUUUCUGUGAGCGAUGGAACUAUAUCAAGCAUGAGAAAGGCAUGGAUAAAAAACAUAUACCGUUCCUGGAACCGCCUUUGGGCGGUUUCGGCAAUCGACAAGCAUUCAAAAUUCCCCUUCCGGAUCGGUUACUGAACCAAACCCAUCAUUACCGUCAUCAUACAAGAGGCCAGCGUGGUACUUGCAACGCGCAAGUUCUUCGCAGCAGCGCCGAAUGGAGUUCGGGUAUUCAGUUGGAAAAAUCUAUUCAAACUGCAUAUAUUGAAACCAUCAAUGCUGCUCAACACUACGUGUAUAUUGAAAAUCAGUUUUUCAUUACGACGACAGAGGAUGAUCCAAACUAUAUUCUGAAAAACCAAAUCGGCCAAGCACUCGUGAACCGCAUCGUCAAGGCUUUUGAAGAAGGUCAAAAGUUUAAAGUGUUUGUUCUGAUACCCUUGAUGCCUGCUUUCCCGGCGGAUCUCAGUACCAAAGAAGCAGCCACGGCUCGACUGGUGAUGCAUUAUCAAUAUGUGUCCAUCUGUCGUGGAUCAAAGAGUAUCUUUGAGAAACUCAAAGGAGCCGGUAUCAACCCCGAAGAUUAUAUUCGCUUUUACAGUUUGAGAAGCUACGACCGUAUCAACCGUCGAAAACUCGAAGAGAUGCUCGCUCAAGCCGCUGGGUACACCCCCAGCGUCCGUGUGACGACGGAAGACGAAGUCGAGGUUACCAAAGUGCAAAAUGAGGAUGAUUUCAUCGCAUCCGAUUCGGUUGGUUACGACAGCAUGAAAGGAGGUGACCUUGAAUCGGAACCCUGGGUCACCGAUACAGCUUCACAAAAGCAUCGCAGUCCAGAGAACGAACGACAAGAAGCGAGUGACUAUGUGUCCGAAGAAUUAUAUAUCCAUGCCAAGCUUUUGAUUGCCGACGACCGCGUUGUGAUUAUGGGCUCAGCUAAUCUCAAUGAUCGAUCCCAGUGCGGAGAUAGAGAUUCGGAAAUCGCCAUGAUUGUGGAAGAUCAAGAUAUGAUUGCUUCGCAAAUGAAUGGAGAGCCGUAUCCUGCGGCUCGAUUUGCUGCAACGUUACGACGCCAACUGUGGAAGGAACAUUUGGGACUUCUUCCUGACCAGCCAUUGGAUAUAGUGGACAAUGCGAUGCUGCCUCUUCCCGUACCUCAAAUCGAUUGGACAGAUACUGAGGAAGAUCGCAUGGUCAUGGAUCCACUCGAUGAAGAUACCCUGAGUCUGUGGUAUAACACUGCAGCCACCAACACGGAAGCUUUCCGAAACGUGUUUCAUUGUGUUCCUGAGGCCAGUGUGACCAAUUGGGACCAAUACAAGGCGUUCGCCCCUGAUCCCGAGAAAAUCGAAAUCGGUCACAUCUACGACCCUAACAUGAGCGUCAAAGAAAUCCGUCAAAACCUCAGCCGGAUUCGCGGUCAUCUUGUGGAGUUCCCUUAUACCUUUUUGGAGAACAUUAAUUUGAAGGACGAAGCUAUACCAUUUAUUGACGACGCUAUGCAAGAACUUUAUACCUAGAACUCUCGUCAAUGCACUAAAUUUCACUCACAUCGUACUAUUUUUGAUAACUUUCAAUAUACACAGAUCAUAUACAACA